AUGGCGUUGUUUUAUACAGUAUCCAAACGCCCCAUCUUUUUGAACCCAACGACUACCCUCCGCUUUUGCUCUGCCUCUUCACAGCCACCAUCCGACAAUGAAACUGCAGUCGCCACCGCCGUCUCCGUCCUCAAACACCAUCGUUCCAAAUCCCGAUGGACCCACCUUCGUACGCUCUUCCCAUCCGGUUUCGAUCCUUCCCAAUUUUCUCAAAUCACCAUUCAACUCCGUAACAAUCCUCACUUAGCUCUCCGUUUCUUCCUCUUCUCCAUCCAACACUCCCUGUGCCACCACUCCCUCUUAUCGUACGCCACAAUCAUCCACACCCUCGCUCGUUCCCGCCAAAAAUCCCAUGCCCUAGCUCUGAUUAAAUCCGCUCUUCGUAAAUUUCCUGAUGCUAAUACCGAUUCGCCUUUAAGGACUCCACCUUUGAUCUUCGAAACUUUGAUUACGACUUACAGAACGUGUGAUUCUGCACCUUUCGUGUUUGAUUUACUGAUCAAAGCAUGCCUUCAAUCCAAACGAAUCAAUCAGGCUAUAGAGAUUGUCCGGAUGUUGCGCACUAAAGGUAUAUCCCCAAUGAUUAGCACUUGUAAUUCUUUAAUCAUGUCAGUUUCUAAACACCACGGGAGCAUUGCUGGAUAUGAAGUUUGCAACGAGCUUCUCGGAUCCACUCGCAAAUUUGGGGAUCAAAAACUUGGUGUCAAAAUCGUUGUUCCUAAUGUACAUACUUAUAACAUAAUUAUGCAUUCUUUCUAUAAAGAUGGUUUAAUUGAGAACUUAGAACAAGUGUGGAGUGAUAUGAUUGUAAACGAUUGCUUACCCAGUGCAUACAGUCACAACAUUUUAAUGGCGGCUUAUUGUGAUAAUGGAAGAAUGGAGGAAGCCAUGAGAAUGUGGGAAGAAAUGAGGAACAAGGGUUUAAAACAUGAUGCCAUGGCUUAUAACACCAUAAUCGGUGGCCUUUGUGAAGCUGGAGAGGUUGAUAAAGCUGAAGAAUUCUUCAAAGAAAUGGGAUUGGAUGGGGAAGAAAGUACUUGUGUCACUUAUGAGCAUUUGAUAACAGGGUAUUGUAAAAUUGGGGAUGUUGAUUCUGCAAUGCUUUUGUAUAAGGAUAUGUGUAGGAAAGAGUUUACACCCUUGGGAUCUACCAUUGAUGUGUUGAUUAAGGAACUUUGUGAGAAGAAUAAGGUUUCAGAAGCAUUGAAGGUUUCAAGAUUUGCAAUGAAGAGAAACAAUGUGGUUAUGAAGGGUGAAAGUUAUGAGCUUUUGAUUAAGGGUUUGUGCAAUGAGGGGAGGAUGGAUGAAGGUAUGAAGCUUCAAGCAGAAAUGGUGGGAAGAGGAUAUGAACCAAAUUCGGGAAUUUAUUCUGCUUUUAUUAAUGGAUAUGAGAAAGAAGGAAACAAGGAACAAGCGGCCAAAUUGAAGAUGGAAUUUCAAUCAAUAAAAUGA
Molecule: messenger RNA, 1452 nt
Organism: Lactuca virosa
Lineage: Eukaryota; Viridiplantae; Streptophyta; Magnoliopsida; Asterales; Asteraceae
Source: the annotation of a GenBank genome assembly